UCAACCAAACCAGACGAAGCUAGCUAGAAACUAGCAAGUAUCUGAUUAAGCUAUAUAGCAACUCUUCACAAAUCUCUCUCUUUUUAAAGUCACGAGAAACCACUGUCCCAAUAUUGCUCAUUCAAUUUAGUGUGUGUGUGUGUGUGGAGAGAUAUAAGAGAGAGAGAAAGAGAGAGAGAUUCGAGAGAAGCGUGGCAGAGGAACUGAUAGAGAACUUUCAAAGCUCUUUAUCUUCUACCAUCACUCAACUAGCCUCUAUAUUGCAGUCUCAAACUGAAAGUCUCACAAAUAUUUUGUAAUAAAAAAGCUUUAGAUUUUAUCUUCCCCUUCUUAAAGAAAAGAGUGUUUAAUUAUCUCAUAUCAUAUAUUUAUUUUCUUUCAAACUUUCUGUCUCUCUCUGUCGGUACCACCAUGAGACCAGAAGGAAAUCCAUUAGAUCUUAACAAUUUACCUGAUGAGUACACAAGAGAUGGUAAACAAGUCCUUGAAGACAUCUCUCCACCCGGUUGCAGGAAAAAGAAAAACGGCGGGAAGGAUGGAAAAGAUGAGUGUGGGAAGGUCUAUGAGUGUAGGUUUUGUUCCCUCAAGUUCUGCAAAUCUCAGGCUCUUGGGGGACACAUGAACCGUCACCGCCAAGAGAGGGAAACAGAGACGCUAAACCAUGCUCGUCAGCUAGUCUUCCGUAACGAUCAUAACAUCACUCCACAACCUCCCUCUCACCUAGGAUGUUGUCCACCACAGAUAGCAACAGCAGGCUAUAUUCCAGCAGCAAAUAACAUGGGAGAUCCAACAAUGCCACUAAGAUUCCCAAGAUACUUCUCCGCUUCAUCCUCCUCAACUCACAUUCCACCACCUCCACCGCCGCCACAACAACCGUAUCUCUACUCUUCACCUUCACGCCCAGUGUCAUUCGCACCACAUUUGAUUCCUCAGCAUCCAAUGAAUGACUACCACGUUGGUCACGUGAUGAAUACCAGCCACCACCAACAAUAUGGAGGACACCACUAUGUUGCGGGUGCAGGUGGAGGUGAGUCUAGUAAUUACACGUGCAUAGGUGCACCGGUGGGACAAGGUUUUCCGGGAAAUGGAAGAGGGUUGGUGGAGGGUGGUGGUGGUGGUGGUAAGGAAGGGAAUCAUCAUCAUCAUCAUAAUCAUCAUCCGGAAGAAGGGUUGAAUUGGGAAAGGAGCUAUGCAGGAGGAACACAGCAUCGUUUGGAUACAACUUCAUCGAUCAAUCGGUUUCAAGAUGGUUUCUAAUGAGAGAGUGAGAGAUUCUUUGUGAGAUUGUGUUUAUUAUUCAGAGAGAGAGAGAGAGAGAUGAUAACUAAGUGACAAAUGGGGUGAUGAUGAGUCAUGAGGUGAAAGAGAGAUGUGAUCGAUUUGGUUUUUAUUUUGGUUUUUAGUUGUUGUUAAAAUUUCUACAGUAACUUGGGACAGCUUUUGAGAUCAUUCACACGCUCAGCUACUUUGGCUUGGAGCUGUGGGGAAUGCUUGGGAUUUGUGGAUUCAUUGUUAGGAAGGAGGAUAACAACAAGUUCCAUAUCAA
This is a messenger RNA of Cicer arietinum (chickpea), 1546 nucleotides long. Its product is annotated as zinc finger protein JAGGED. The record is from RefSeq and is a predicted model, not a curated record. Lineage: Eukaryota; Viridiplantae; Streptophyta; Magnoliopsida; Fabales; Fabaceae. Gene Ontology annotation, molecular function: DNA-binding transcription factor activity.